AUGAUGAAUAAUAUUCUUAACAACUUAAUAUUAAAUUUUUAUAAUGUGAUAAAAAAAGAUAUAAAAUCAUUAAAAAUCAUGCAUUUAUUUAUAUUAUUUUCUUCAUUUUUAAUUUUAACUUUUGCAUUAAAUGAAAAAGAACUUGAAUGUUAUACAUGUGAUAAUUUUUGUGAUUGUUUAAAACCAAAAAUUUCAUUAUGUCCUCCAACAUCACGUUGUUAUGCAUUAAGAUAUGAAAAUCAUACAUAUGCUCAUAUGGGAUGUGCCAUAAAAUGUGAUUUUGUUAAUAGUGUUGGUUAUGGUUCAUGUGAAGAUUGUACUGGAGAACGUUGUAUUGAACCAUAUACAGAAUUAGAAGUUGAUUACAGUGGUUGUUUUAAUCAAAAAAAUAGUAUAAAUAAAAGAGAUAUUGGUAGUGGGGCAACAUUUAAUUCUCAUCAUUCAAUUGGUGAAGGAGCUAAUCCAGAUGGUAGUAGAAUAGGAGAUGGUGUUUAUCACAAUAAUAACGGAAUUGGACAAGGUGCUAAUCCUGGUGCUGUAGGAAUUGGUAGUGGUAUUGAACCACAAAAUAUGGGUAUAGGAAAUGGUGCAAAUCCAAAUCAACCUAAUAUUGGAGGGGGUACUAUAUUUGAAGAACCAAGAAGAGUUCAUUUUGGUAAUCCAUCACCUAAAUUAGAUCAUCACCCACAUUCUCCAAGAGAUAUUGGUGAUGGUGCUGUACCACGUUACCGUGAACCUAUAGGUAGUGGAGCUCAACCAUUUGGAAAUAAUGGUCAUCAAAUUGUUAAAUCAAAUAUUUUUAAUUUCAUUUUAUUGCCUUUAAUUUUUAUAUAUUUUCUUUAG
Strongyloides ratti is the source of this 843-nucleotide messenger RNA. RefSeq lists its product as hypothetical. The record is from RefSeq and is a predicted model, not a curated record. Lineage: Eukaryota; Metazoa; Nematoda; Chromadorea; Rhabditida; Strongyloididae. The transcript is spliced from 3 exons. The coding region runs from base 1 to 843 and encodes 280 amino acids.